CUGCUCUGGGUGUGGUGUGUAGUGGCCGUGUUGCUUGUGAAGAUCAACCAGCGUCAUACCUUGUAUCACCACCCAACCUAUAUUAACAACUUAUCCGUCCAUCAACUGUGCUAAUUGAACAUAAUCCAUAUUUCUCUCCUUCAAUAUCCUUCCCCAGAACGAUUAUCAGAAAGAAAGAAAAACAAAUGUUACUCACGAAUUUAAAAAAAAAAGUGUUUUGUAAAAUUACCUUCAUGCAAAAAUAAUUACGAUCAUAAUGUUUGAAGAAGUUCCUGAAAAGAUUUAUUUCAGAGAACCACCUUGAUGUGUGUGUAUGUUGUCUCUUUUAAACACCGUCUGUCCCUUCCUGAGCUGGGAUAGGUAACUGAGGGAGUGUUGCGUCACGUAGCCAUGCCAAAUGAAGAAGUUACCCAAGUUAUAUUACCAACGAACUUAAUAACAAAAGAAGAUUAAAAUACCCAAAGUUUUCCGGACUCUGGUUUCCUCCUGUACUAACACGGGAUAGACCAACUGCCCAAACGGCUAGUAAACUGAUAAGUGGUGAAAUGAUAAAUAAUUUCGGACGCAGCAUACUGAAGACAUAGCCUGGACGACACUGUUCUCCACCGCCUAUUACACCCUAACUCUAAACUCAGGUACCCAUCUCAGCUGGAUCGACGGGAGGUCCUACACUUGGUGGCUAAGAAUUGGACGCGAACCUGUGUCCGCCUCAGCGGUGAACUCAUAAUACCUCCGGUCAAUAUGAGCGACAGUGAUAUACGACAGAUUGGCUUUAGAUAAGUGUUCACCUUCCCCCUCGGUGUGUGUGUGUGUGUGUGUGUGUUGGUAAUCUGACAAUGAACACUAGUACUGUAUCUCCCGGUGACGCCCCAUUACCUGAGGGAUGGAUUAUCGCGGCGCAGGCGUGGGCGCUGACGGUGGCAUGUGUAGGGGGUGUGGGCAACCUUGUCACACUGUCCACCAUCGCUCACCAACUAUAUCUGGACAGAAUGUGGAGACGCGGCCGCUACCAACAUGGCAAGCGACCUGUAGUGUCCCUAGAGGGCGACACACUCCUGCUGCUGCACCUCAGUUUCUGCGACUUCCUCUACUGCACCAUCAACCUUCCCCUCACCAUCGUCACCUACGGCUAUGCCAUCGACCCCAAGAAGGGAGAUCCUAGUAAGGUCUUCUGUACUGGCGCCGCUCUCUUCCGCUACGUCAACGCCCUGGCGGAGUGGACGACGCUGGGACUACUGACUGUGCAGCGGUGUGUGGACUUGGGACGCUUUAGGGGAGCAAGAUUCUUCAGACCACGACCAACCAUCUUCUUCAUCGUGGCCAUUUGGGUGGGCAGCGUCCUCCUCCAGAUGGGUGCUCUCACUGAGGGUCAUUUCGCCUACGAUCGCUCCUCCUUCAAGUGUGAUCUGAGCAACACCUCCGCCCGCGUCUACUUCUACUGCCUACAGUCACUGCUGCCGUGUAUCCUCAUGCUCACGGGCUGUUGUAGCAUCAUCUGUCAAGUCCGACGCAACACAACCAAACUCCUAGCUGCUGGCAUGCACAAGGACCUGGUAACACGGCGCUGCAGGGCAAUGAUGAGGUCCACAGCUCUCCUCCUGGCGCUGUUGCUGCUCUUUCUCUUCUGCGUGAUCCCCAUCUGCGUCCACAACGUCGAGACCCUCCUGACGGGGCAGAUAAACAUCCCCCUCAACAUCGCCAUCUACAUGUUGUAUUGGGUACAGUACGGCGUCAAUUUUUUCGUCUACGCCGCCGUCAACCCACGUUUCAGGAAGGCUUGUAAGCAGUUUUUUAGCAUCAUGAGCACCAAGAUCUCGAUGCUGUGGUGUAAGAGGAGAAAAAGGAAGGAAGUCUAUAAACCCGAAAUCUCUCAAUUGAUGCUGAAAGUCAUUCCUUUUCACACCAUGACCGUCUUAGCUCUCCCCAUCCUUAGCAGUGGCCACGGGACAAAGGCAUCACACUCUCCCAUGAUGAUGUUGGUGGUGAUGCUGGUGACUGGUGGUGGUACUGGUGACGGUCCUCCAACAAACACCGUCACCACCACCACCACCACCACUACUACCUGUACUGUCCCUCACCAAGAAAGAUACAACUCCUCUUUCCUCUCCUCCUCCUCCUCCUUCAGGUCAAGUAUGGGUUCCUUAUCAUCCUGGGGGUCAAGGACUGCAGAUCACCGCCUCGACACGUUACCUGUUUCUUGAGUGUCUGAACCAUGUGAGAUAAAAUAACAACAUUUAUGUGGAAAGUGGGGAGUGCAAGCCAGAGAAAAGAGACGAAAGAAAAACACGGAAAAGGAAAUAGAAACAUAAAUAAACCAAGAAGAUGAGAGAAAGGAGAGACGCCAAUUAUUGCUAAGUGUAUUUCCAUAAUUUCCAUAUAAGAACCUCAUAAUAUUGUGUCAUUUUACUGAAGUUGUAAUCAUUUUUUAUACUAACUUGUACAGGUAAUAUACACACCUGGUAGUGACGCAACAUUCUUCACAGGUAAGGAAGACCAACACCAUCACCUGAGGCUCAUCAGUACACAUUACCUGUAGAGUGUAUGGUACAGGUUAAAUGAUCAUAACUCCUGACCUUAAUUAAAGAAUCAGAAAUGUGAAUAUUUAACUGCCUAAUUUUCCUUCAACUUACCUAAUAUUAUUAAUUAAUCUAAUGACCAUCUUUGUUUACACAGGUGACGACAAUGUUUGUUAUAUGAUCCACAAUGAGUGUAAACUCCACACACACACACACACAUGCCUGAUAAUUAUGAUCGUUUUCUGUUGGCCAAGUGAAAUUCUUUUAAUUACAAAAUGUAAUUGUGAUACAAAUUAAACAAUAAA
Molecule: messenger RNA, 2821 nt
Organism: Homarus americanus (American lobster)
Lineage: Eukaryota; Metazoa; Arthropoda; Malacostraca; Decapoda; Nephropidae
Product: protein trapped in endoderm-1-like
Exons: 4
Coding region: 837-2201 (454 amino acids)
Biological process (GO): neuropeptide signaling pathway
Cellular component (GO): membrane
Molecular function (GO): corazonin receptor activity
Source: RefSeq, a predicted model, not a curated record